This is a messenger RNA of Ogataea philodendri, 2307 nucleotides long. RefSeq lists its product as uncharacterized. Gene Ontology annotation, cellular component: nucleoplasm. Bases 1 to 2307 code for a protein of 768 amino acids. Gene Ontology annotation, molecular function: protein binding. The transcript has a single exon. The record is from RefSeq and is a predicted model, not a curated record. Lineage: Eukaryota; Fungi; Ascomycota; Pichiomycetes; Pichiales; Pichiaceae.
AUGUCUUUAUCUGGCAACGACGCGCCAUCACGGUCAGCCGCCUUGGAGAAGAGCUUGUCGCCGCUCACUGCGGCGGCUGUCCCUUUGAAACGGGACGAUUCGGGCUCCUUGUCCAAUACAGAGUCCCCCACCAAUGUCACCACUGCUUCCCAUAAGGACCCUAUUCCGCCCGUUUCGGAGUCGGAAACAGACAUCGACGAGUCUAUUCCCGUCCCGUCGCGCCGCACUAAACGGUUCCACCGUCUCAUGCGCAAAAACUCAGACAUAGACUCCGACGACGACAGUGUCACCAGAAAACCUCUUCAAAAGAGGUCCUCGUCGCAUAGUUCACGCACCAGCGAGCGCAAAGUGUCGGGCAGAAACGGAAAGGACGUCACGGGUCGGUCGUUAUUGCAACGUCAUUGUGCCAAGGGCAACUUCGACGAGGUCAAGGAACUGCUCGAGUCGGGAGCAGACGUUAACGAGGCAGAUUUUGCCGGCAACACACCGUUGCACGAGGCCGCCCUUGAAGGGUACGUGGAGGUGGUGAACUUGUUGUUGGACCACGGAGCAGAUAUCAACGCCCAACUCGCACAUAUAGACAAAGAUACCCCGUUGAUCGACGCUGCUUCCAACCUCCACUACGAGGUUGUCAAGGUGCUGCUAGAUAGAGGAGCGAACCCGUGUUUGGUGAACUCGCACGGCGAUUCUGCUCUGGACGCAAUGGAGAGAGAUAGGGACCUGACAAACUUGGAAGGAGACGAGCUUGCCAAAUUCAAGAAGCUCAAAAAGCUGCUCGCUCAGUUUACACGUGACUACAAGCGACAGCACUCGAAAAGCCAGAGUUUGGGCCCGGGAACAGACUCGGAAAAGGAAGACUCGUCCAAGAGACCGUCGCAGAUGUUUUUCGAUCCGUUCUCGAGAGAAGGCCGGUCGGAGGUCUACCAAAAAGUGGCCGAGAACGAUGUCACUUUUGUGCUCAAUUACGUGUCGAAUCUCGCCGGUAGCAAGAUCUCGCCGGACCUGUUGUGUUUGGCUGCAAAACACGGCCACACAGACAUUGCCAGUUUGCUCAUUGCGUUUGGAGCCAAGGUGAAUUACGUCGACAAGGCUGGCAUGACUCCGCUGAUGCAUUCUGUUGGCAAAGACCAUAUCGACAUGGUGAAGCUGCUGUUGGAGAACAAGGCCGAUGCCUCGUUGAAGGAUAAACGCGGACGCACGGCCAUGGAUAUUCUGAUGCAGAGCUACGUCCCUGACGAGGAGGAGAUCAAGCUGCUACGUGAGGUUUCUCCCAAGAGCGUCAAACGGGCUGGAGACGAGGACAGAAAGCGGUCUGAGGUGAAGAAGCCCAAGAAAAAACCCGUUGAGGACGAGGUGUCUUCGCGGUCGGCGUCGCAGACGCCAGUGGAGACGCGUGUGUCGACUCCUGUGCGGGAGGCCCCGAAGGAAGAGGAGAAGGUUGUGGUGCCGACUGCUGAGGAGCUAGAGGCGCGGCAGAAGCUUGAGGAGGAGGAGCGCAGGGCGCGCGAGGCUCUGGAACAGCAGCGACUCGAGCGCAAGAAGGCGCGGCAGCAGCAGAUCGCGCGCACGAUUGCAGAGCAGGAGCGCAAGCGCGAGGAGGAGCUGCGUGCUGAGGCCGUGCAAGAGGAGCAACGGAAACAGAAGGAGCAGCAGCAGCGUGCCAAACAGGCACAGGAGGCCGAGCAGCAGGCCAAGCAGGUGUUGGAGCGGCAGGACGUGGAGCGCAAGAGGUACAUCCGCAGCUACUAUCCGUACGGGUUGCAAAUUGCCAACUUUGAGAAUCCACGCUCCGAGACGGAGACCGCGCAGUAUCUGCCUGUUUACACGUUCACGAUUGACGGGGAGGAGUACCUGGUUGACCUGCAAGCGAUCUUAUUGCUGGGGACGGAGAAUUUCUACGGAGAAAACAGCACGCUAACCAAACGGCCGCUAACGACGGCAGAAAAGGCGCGUGUGUGGACGUUUUUGUGGCCAAUGAUUGGUGCGUUCUUGAAACGCAACCAGACGGACUUUCACGAGCUCAGACGGCUGUACGAGCACGAACAGCACAAUUUCCAGGAACUUGUGCUAAAUUGGAUCAAAGUGGCCGAUUUCGAGCAGGUUUUGCAAAACGACAAGUACGCGCAAGCAAAGGCCGUCUACAAGCCAGAGUCCCGGUGCAAGGUUGCCGCUGUGAAGACAGACAGACCGACAGAAGAGCUGAAAAAACCAGCACCUUUGACCAAUGCUACAGGUCGACCUGUCCCGUUGCGUUUUGGAACACGAGCACGAGCCGUUCUACAAACGUUCGACAGAAAACUGUGGUAA